AUGGGUCGUCUUCAUUCAAACGGAAAGGGAAUAUCUUCCUCUGCUCUCCCAUAUUCCCGCGCUCCCCCUUCGUGGCUCAAGACCACCCCAGAGCAAGUUGUCGACCAAAUCUGCAAGCUUGCCAAGAAGGGUGCUGCUCCUUCCCAAAUCGGUGUCGUCUUGAGAGAUUCUCACGGUAUCGCCCAAGUUAAGGUUGUUACUGGUAACAAGAUUCUCAGAAUCCUUAAGUCCAACGGUCUCGCUCCUGAGAUUCCAGAGGAUCUUUACAUGUUGAUCAAGAAGGCCGUCGCUGUCCGCAAGCAUCUUGAGCGUAACAGAAAGGAUAAGGACUCCAAGUUCCGUUUGAUUCUCGUUGAAUCCCGUAUUCACCGUCUCUCCCGUUACUACAAGACUGUCGGUGUUCUUGCACCAACCUGGAGAUACGAGAGUGCCACUGCCAGCACCAUGGUCGCAUAG
Messenger RNA from Sclerotinia borealis F-4128, 456 nucleotides. NCBI's taxonomy places the organism in Eukaryota, Fungi, Ascomycota, Leotiomycetes, Helotiales, Sclerotiniaceae. The record is from the annotation of a GenBank genome assembly.